Molecule: messenger RNA, 955 nt
Organism: Helianthus annuus (common sunflower)
Lineage: Eukaryota; Viridiplantae; Streptophyta; Magnoliopsida; Asterales; Asteraceae
Product: coiled-coil domain-containing protein 90B, mitochondrial
Exons: 7
Coding region: 142-804 (220 amino acids)
Cellular component (GO): mitochondrion
Source: RefSeq, a predicted model, not a curated record
AACUUGUUCUCCAAACAAACCAAGGGUGAGAUUGAUCGAUUGUUUAUUAUUCUGACAGAAAGAAACCCUAAUUUUGUAAUUCAUGUCGAUGGAAGUUACAAGUACCUAUUGAUUGAUUAAUCCAGGGAAUCGGCAUUGAAAAUGAAGCAAUUAGGCAUCAUCAUCAUGAAUUCAGGAUUCCAAUGGAAAAGCAUUAACACAUACGGUGUGUUGUCGAAACAGAGGAGAUAUCUCUCCCAGAUCGUAAACCCUAACGGCAUACGUGUCUGUCUCGUUGACACAUUGGCUUUGGUAAGGAGUUUAGAAGCGCAAGGAGUCCCUUCCAAACAGGCGGAAGCAAUAACAUCUGCCAUUACCGAGGUUCUUAAUGACAGUUUAGAAAAUGUGUCUCAUACAUUUGUCUCCAAAGCUGACAUGCAAAAAACAGUGAUGCUUCAAGAAGCACAUCUCUCCAAGUUUAAAUCUCAAGUACAAAGUUCCCAGGAGCAUCACUUCUCGAUGUUGCAACGUGAAACUGAAAAACUGCGGACUGAUAUAGAAAAAAUGCGCAGUGAACUACGAUAUGAGAUCGACAAGGUGACUGCAGGUCAACGUUUGGAUUUAAAUCUUGAAAGAGGGCGUAUUCGUGAUGAGCUCGCCAAUCAGAGUGCUGAAACAGCUAACCUCACUAACAAGCUUGAUCGGGAAAUUCAUGGAUUAAGAGCCCAAUUAGAAGCAGCAAAGUAUGAUGUCAUCAAGUAUUGCAUAGGAACCCUGAUAUCCAUAUCUGCGGUUGGUCUUGCUGUCAUUCGUAUUUUGGUGUAGCCAGUUAUUUGUUAUCUUUUGAACAGGGGUACCCUUGCUUUCUAAAACGGACUUAAUUGAUAGUUUAGAUUACCCGAUUCUUAAAAUGUAUGCUUAUGGAACCAGAUAUUCUUUCGUAAAGCAUUAUAUUGUCAUGACAUUUUUGUACAAA